Fonsecaea pedrosoi CBS 271.37 is the source of this 1785-nucleotide messenger RNA. RefSeq lists its product as uncharacterized. Lineage: Eukaryota; Fungi; Ascomycota; Eurotiomycetes; Chaetothyriales; Herpotrichiellaceae. The coding region runs from base 1 to 1785 and encodes 594 amino acids. Gene Ontology annotation, biological process: transmembrane transport. Gene Ontology annotation, molecular function: transmembrane transporter activity. Gene Ontology annotation, cellular component: membrane. The transcript has 5 exons. The record is from RefSeq and is a predicted model, not a curated record.
AUGGCAGAGACAAAGCCAUCCCUAGGUCAAGGGAGUGAGAAUGACCACAUCCGUCAAGACGCCAUUGGAGGCACUUCAUUGGACCGGCGGUACUAUCGCAGCUUUCGAUUCCUUGGGUCUAUGGUCGCCUUUUCCUUGUCGCUCUGUGGAUCAUAUGUGGGAUAUCUGCUGCCUGUCGGAAUUCUGACCAUUAUCAACGCUGACAUUGGUCCCGAUGCAAACUACCCCAUGAUUGCGGUUGCUUGGACGAUCAGUAAUGCACUAGGCAACCUCCUGGUCGGUCGCCUCUCGGACAUCUUCGGUCGACGAUACUUUCUCCUUGUCGGGAAUGCCCUGGGCCUCCUCGGAUUCAUCGUUUCUGCCGUGGCCCGGAAUAUUUCCUCUUUGAUAGGGGCAAGUGUCCUGAUUGGGCUUUCAGCCUCAGUAUCUUUGACAUUCUAUUCAGCUGCAGGGGAACUGGUACCCAUCAAGGAUCGUGGGUACUGGUAUUUUGCAAUCUUUGUGCCUGUCAUUCCGUUUGGCAUGUUCAGCGCGUGGUUAGCGCACAACUUUGUUCUCAUUGCCACCUGGCGAUGGUGCUAUUACCUUGCGAUUAUUAUUCAGGGGUGUGCAGUCAUUUUGCUGGCUGUCGCAUAUUUUCCUCCUUCAGUGGAACAACUGCACAGCGAGAAAUCGCGUCGACAAUUGAUCAGCGAGAUCGACUGUCUCGGCAUAUUCCUAUACACUGCCGGAACGGUUCUAUUCCUCCUGGGUGUGAGCUGGGGCGGCUCCACGUAUCCUUGGAAAUCGAGCGAGGUCAUUGCAUGUCUUGUCGUAGGCGGUGUUACCUUGAUACUCUUCUUUACCUGGGAGGGAUUUGGACAUCCCACAAGUCCACUACUACCGGUGAAGUUCCUGGUUGGGGACAAACGAGGGUUCUUCUUCCCGGCUAUACUUGGCGGCGUCGACUCCAUGUUUUACUACGGCCUGACCCUCAUUUGGCCCACUCAAGUGAACACUGUCUACACCACUGGACUUCGCACAGAGGGAUGGCUUGCUAGCAUUCUGUCAGCCGCAUCCCAGACAGGCACCAUGGUCGCGACCCUUGUCUUCUACCGGAUGGGCCAUCAGCGGAUUGCCCUUGGCGUCGCAUUUACCAUCAUGGUUGGGCUUACUGGUGGCCUCACAGUGACAAAUCCCACCAACCGAGCGCUUGCCAUAGGUCUUGUCACACCAGCCGGAUUUUGCAUCGGCUUCAGCGAAACCAUCAUCCUCAUGCUCGGCCAGGCUUGUCGAGAUCCGCACAUGAUUGGGUUGGCGGUUGGGACGCUCGGCUUCCUGCGCCUGCUCUUUGGAGCGGUCGCCCAGGCUCUCUACACUACUAUCUUGUCAAACCGACUUGCUACAACCUUGCCGCGCAGAAUAACUGAGUUCGCGGUGAAUGCAGGACUCCCUACUUCGGCAUUGCCCGAUCUGUUCCAGGCGGUGGCUACUCAAGAUCCGGAUGCUCUAAACUCUGUGCCAAACAUCACGUCGAGUGUCAUCGAAGCGGUCACAAUGGGCCAGAAGUUUGCAUAUGCCGAUGCCUUCAGCAGUGUGUACUGGACGGCGUUUGCAUUUGGAGCUGUCGGUGUUGUGCUCACACCAUUUGUAAGGAAGGAUGUCAAUGACGAGAUGACUGCUUAUGUGCCCAAGAAAUUGCGUGGUGUGUUGGAUGAUGGUAAAGUUGCGGAUGGGAAAGACCUCGAGUUUGAGAAGGGCCAAUCUACCACCCAUGUCGAUCAUCCCCUUGCGAAGUCUGCGUAG